Molecule: messenger RNA, 2475 nt
Organism: Tigriopus californicus
Lineage: Eukaryota; Metazoa; Arthropoda; Copepoda; Harpacticoida; Harpacticidae
Gene: Mad
Product: protein mothers against dpp-like
Exons: 6
Coding region: 534-2009 (491 amino acids)
Biological process (GO): regulation of transcription by RNA polymerase II; transforming growth factor beta receptor signaling pathway; anatomical structure morphogenesis
Cellular component (GO): heteromeric SMAD protein complex
Molecular function (GO): DNA-binding transcription factor activity, RNA polymerase II-specific; RNA polymerase II cis-regulatory region sequence-specific DNA binding; I-SMAD binding
Source: RefSeq, a predicted model, not a curated record
CUCACACACGCUUUCGUAUAGUAGAGCAUAAUGAGGGGGAGGAGGAGGAUGCCUGUUGCCUUUUUGGGAUAGUGGCAAGUUCUCGGAAUUGAUUGUGAUGCCAUUCCUCGAUCCCGAGGUCGAGCCAGGGCGAUCGCCAGGGAUUGUCAUGGUAGUCCGUGAGUGUGCCGUUCGUUCUUGAACGAAGUGUGAAAGACGGAUAAUUGCGACGAUGAUCCUUCAUUUCUAAGACGGUCGGUCGAACGUUCAUGUACUCAUCUCUCAAGUUAUUACACAUAUGUAGAGAGAGAGAAUUCACGAAAUUCACACGAGUCCUGUAUUGUGCUUGUCGUUGUGUUUUGACGACGUAGUGGCUGCCGUUCAAACAAAAAGAACGGUCCAAAGUACACCCGAGAUUAAAACGUGCUGGGUUUUCCGUUUCGUUUUGUUGAGCAUUCUCCUCACUCAAAGACGAAUCAAACAGUCUGGCAUUUUCGCGAGGCAGUCCAAGUUGAAGAAGAGCCAUUGUCACUCGGGUAUCGUGGACGGUGACAAUGACUAGUUUAAAUUCGCUCUUCUCAUUCACGUCACCGGCGGUCAAGAAGCUCUUGGGAUGGAAGCAGGGCGAUGAAGAAGAAAAGUGGGCUGAGAAGGCCGUGGAUGCCCUGGUGAAGAAGUUGAAAAAGUCCAAAGGAGCCAUUGAGGAACUUGAGAAGGCCCUUAGCUCCCCUGGACAGCCAUCUAAUUGUGUGACCAUACCCCGCAGUCUUGACGGGCGAUUACAGGUAUCCCAUCGCAAAGGUCUGCCUCACGUGAUCUACUGCCGUGUGUGGCGUUGGCCCGAUCUCCAGUCUCACCACGAGUUGAAAGCGCUAGAAAUUUGCAAGUUCCCAUUCAAUGCCAAGCAUAAGGAUGUGUGCAUCAACCCGUACCAUUACAAGAGAGUCGAGUCUCCCGUCUUACCUCCGGUGUUGGUACCGAGGUUUUCUGAUCCCAUGCCCGGAGGAUCCUCAUCGGCUAUGCUUCCAUUUUCGAACAUGCCUGAGCAGAUGCCGAGGAAUGUGUCCUAUGGUCCUCAUGGAUUCAACAGCCCUGUUAUGAAUAACCCCAACAUGGGUGGACCCAUGUCUCCGUCGGGAAUGUCUUCCAGUGGAAUUCCUUCACCAGGUUCCGUGACAUCUGGCGGGGUGGUGGGCAAUAACCCUCAGAGUCCGUACAACCCAGGCAACGUGGGCCCUGAGACCCCACCCCCGGCGUAUAGUCCUCUUGAUAUGAUGAAUGGCCAGACGGAUCCUCAGCAAAAUCAGCAGCAACAACAACCGCAACAACAACCCCAACCCUCUCAACAGAAUCCAGGUGGAUCAAAAACCGAGCAAAUGGACACGACUUCAAACACGAACGCAGCUCCCACAGCCGUGGCCUACCAAGAACCCGUGCAUUGGUGCAGUAUUGCUUAUUACGAGUUGAAUUCGCGUGUAGGCGAAGUCUAUCAUGCGGUCAACCAUCACGUGUUUGUCGAUGGAUUCACGUAUCCGUCGGUUCAAAAUAACAACCGAUUUUGUCUCGGGCAGCUAUCGAACGUGAACCGGAAUUCAACCAUCGAAAACACCCGCCGCCACAUCGGCAAAGGGGUGCAUCUGUAUUAUACCGGCAGCGAGGUCUACGCCGAAUGCCUCUCAGAUUCGGCUAUUUUCGUGCAAUCCCGAAAUUGCAAUUAUCAUCAUAGCUUUCUCGCCACCACCGUGUGUAAGAUUCCGCCUGGAUGCUCGCUCAAGAUCUUCAAUUUUAAGGAAUUUGCCGAUCUCCUCACUGAAUACGUUCAACAUGGCUUCGAAGCCGUCUACGAGCUGACGAAAAUGUGUACAAUCAGAAUGUCAUUUGUCAAAGGCUGGGGCGCUGAUUAUCAUCGGCAAGACGUCACGUCCACUCCGUGUUGGAUCGAAAUCCAUCUUCAUGGCGCUUUACUCUGGUUGGACAACGUUCUCACUCAAAUGGGCUCGCCCAGCAAUCACAUCACUUCCGUGUCUUGAAAUGCCAGCCAACCUACUAGGGCCAAUACUAUAGAAAGAAAAAGCUCUUUCUGAGGGUAUAGAAAACGAAAGCAAUGUAACCCCAUGUCUUAUUGAUCUCUUUUCACAUGAUUUAAAGAGGCAUUGGUGUCUUUCAAAAGGUUCUCGCCACACAUCAACCAAGAUCAAAUUCUUUUACCAAAAUGACAAUUUUUACUUCUUUUUCAAUGUCUCUCAGUGCCUUCAACGAAUGAUGGCAAAUCGAAAUAUCACGAUGCAAUGUAAAAUUUGUCCAGGCCGUCGCUGGCCUACCAUCUAUUUCAACAAAUUUGCGAGUUUGUCCUCGAACUAAUCGUCUUGUGCUUCCAACUAGUAGAAUGACUUGUGCCACUGCAUUAUUCUUUAGUUCAAAUGUGCGGUUAUAAACUGUACUCUCUAUUUUCAAAAGUGAGAAUAUACAAACUCAUGAGUCUGCUGCUUCAAAUUA